This is a messenger RNA of Nannospalax galili (Upper Galilee mountains blind mole rat), 4834 nucleotides long. It is a transcript of the gene Ehmt1, whose product is annotated as euchromatic histone lysine methyltransferase 1. Gene Ontology annotation, molecular function: histone H3K9 methyltransferase activity; zinc ion binding; p53 binding. The record is from RefSeq and is a predicted model, not a curated record. The transcript is spliced from 27 exons. Gene Ontology annotation, cellular component: nucleus. The coding region runs from base 43 to 3930 and encodes 1295 amino acids. NCBI's taxonomy places the organism in Eukaryota, Metazoa, Chordata, Mammalia, Rodentia, Spalacidae.
CAGGCAGUUCCAGCCAAGGGAGAGAACAAGCAGGACUGCUGCAUGAAAACUGAGCUGCUGAGGGAAGAUAUAUCUAUGGCUGCCGAUGAAGGUUCCACAGAGAAACAGGCAGGAGAGGCUCCCGUGGCCCCAGAUGGUGAAACCAAUGGAUCUUGUGAAAAGAGUGGUGACACCAGCCAUUCAAAUGUAGCCAAACAUACUCAGGAGAGCACAAGAGCUAGCCCAGAGGAAGGUACCAACAGAGCAUCCCGGGUGGCGGAAAAUGGGCUUUCAGAAAGGGACACAGAAGUGGGGAAGCAAAACCAUGUCACAGCUGACGACUUCAUGCAGACUUCUGUCAUUGGCAGCAAUGGAUACUUCUUAAAUAAGCCAGCCCUGCAGGGGCAGCCCUUGAGGACUCCCAACACUUUGGCCUCCUCUCUUCCUGGCCAUGCUGCAAAAACCCUUCCUGGUGGGGCCAGUAAAGGCAGGACUCCAAGUGCACUUCCUCAGAUACCAACCACAGCGCCUGCUGUCCCUGGGGAAGGGAGUGCAGACACAGAGGACAGGAAGCCUACAGCCUCGGGUACCGACGUCAGGGUUCACAGGGCACGCAAGACCAUGCCGAAGUCCAUCCUGGGCCUGCAUGCAACCAGCAAAGACCACAGAGAAGUUCGAGAUCAUAAGGAACCAAAAGAAGAUAUCAGCAGAAAUAUUUCUGAAUGUGGACGACAGCAGCUUUUACCCACGUUCCCAGCCCUCCACCAGUCGCUACCUCAGAACCAAUGUUACAUGGCCACCACAAAGUCACAGACAGCUUGCUUGCCUUUUGUUUUAGCAGCUGCAGUAUCUCGGAAGAAAAAACGAAGAAUGGGAACCUAUAGCCUGGUUCCCAAGAAAAAGACCAAAGUAUUAAAGCAGAGGACGGUGAUCGAAAUGUUUAAGAGCAUAACUCAUUCCACUGUGGGCCCCAAGGGCGAGAAGGCCUUGGGUGACAGUACCCUGCAUGUGAACGGGGAGAGCUUGGAGAUGGACUCAGAAGAUGAUGACUCGGAUGAGCUUGAGGAGGACGAGGACCAUGGAGUUGAGCAGGCUGCUGCAUUUCCCACCGAGGACAGCAGGACUUCUAAAGAGAGCAUGUCCGAGACUGAUCGUACUACAAAGAUGGAUGGUGAUUCGGAAGAGGAGCAGGAGUCACCUGACACAGGAGAGGAUGAAGACGGCGGAGAUGAGUCUGACCUGAGUUCUGAAUCCAGUAUCAAGAAGAAAUUCCUGAAGAGGAGAGGGAAGACUGAUAGCCCCUGGAUCAAGCCUGCUCGGAAAAGGAGGCGGAGAAGUAGAAAGAAGCCAAGCAGCUUGCUUGGUUCCGAGACUUGUAAGUUGUCUCCAACUGAGCAGAACGCUCUGGGAGACAGCACCGGGUAUAUGGAAGUUUCUUUGGACUCCCUGGAUCUCCGUGUCAGAGGAAUUCUGUCUUCCCAGACAGAAAAUGAAGGGCUGACCAAUGGUCCUGAUGUGCUGGAGACGGAUGGCCUCCAGGAAGUGCCUCUCUGCAGCUGCCGCAUGGAAACCUCCAAGAGCCGCGAGAUCAGCACCCUGGCCAACAACCAGUGCAUGGCCACCGAGAGCGUGGAUCAUGAAUUGGGCCGGUGUACAAACAGCGUGGUCAAGUAUGAGCUGAUGCGCCCAUCCAACAAGGCACCACUCUUGGUGCUGUGUGAAGACCAUCGGGGUCGCAUGGUGAAGCACCAGUGCUGUCCUGGCUGCGGCUACUUCUGCACGGCGGGUAAUUUCAUGGAAUGCCAGCCCGAGAGCAGCAUCUCUCACCGUUUCCAUAAGGACUGUGCCUCUCGAGUCAACAAUGCCAGCUACUGUCCCCAUUGUGGGGAAGAGAUGUCCAAGGCCAAAGAGGUGACCAUAGCAAAAGCAGACACAACCUCCACAGUGACCCCAGUCCCUGGACAGGAGAAGAGCUUGGUCGCUGAGGGCAGGGCUGACACGACCACGGGCAGCAUUGCUGGAGCCUCAGAGGAUGACAAAUCGCAGAGCACAGCUCCCCAGGCACCAGAAGGCUUCGAUCCUGUAGGGCCAACUGGGUUUGUAAGGCCGACUUCUGGCCUUUCCCAGGGCCCUGGAAAGGAAACUUUGGAAAGUGCUCUAAUCGCGCUGGACUCAGAAAAACCCAAGAAGCUUCGCUUUCAUCCGAAGCAGCUGUACUUCUCUGCCAGGCAGGGCGAGCUGCAGAAGGUGCUUCUCAUGCUGGUUGAUGGAAUCGAUCCCAACUUCAAAAUGGAACACCAGAGUAAGCGUUCCCCAUUGCAUGCUGCUGCGGAGGCUGGCCACGUGGACAUCUGUCACAUGCUGGUUCAGGCGGGCGCCAAUAUUGACACCUGCUCAGAAGACCAGCGGACUCCCCUUAUGGAGGCUGCAGAAAACAACCACUUGGAUGCAGUGAAGUACCUCAUCAAGGCCGGAGCACAGGUGGAUCCGAAGGUACCCACCCCGUCAGAGCAGUUAGCCAAGAAGAGAAAUAGAAAGCAUCCAGAUUGGAAAGAGGAGGAUGCAGAGGGCUCCACUUGUUUGCACUUGGCUGCCAAGAAAGGUCACUAUGAUGUGGUUCAAUAUCUGCUUUCAAAUGGACAGAUGGAUGUCAACUGCCAGGAUGAUGGUGGUUGGACACCCAUGAUCUGGGCCACUGAAUACAAGCACGUGGAGCUGGUGAAACUGCUGCUGUCCAGGGGCUCUGACAUCAAUAUCCGGGAUAAUGAGGAGAACAUUUGCUUGCACUGGGCAGCAUUCUCAGGCUGUGUGGACAUAGCCGAGAUACUCCUGGCUGCCAAGUGCGACCUGCAUGCCGUGAACAUCCAUGGAGACUCACCCCUUCACAUUGCAGCCAGAGAGAAUCGCUACGACUGUGUUGUCCUCUUUCUUUCUCGGGAUUCAGAUGUUACUUUGAAAAACAAGGAAGGAGAGACACCCUUACAGUGUGCAAGCCUCAACUCCCAGGUGUGGAGUGCACUGCAAAUGAGUAAGGCACUUCGGGAUUCGGCCCCUGACAAGCCUGUUGCUGUCGAGAAGACAAUAAGCAGAGACAUUGCUCGAGGUUAUGAGCGCAUUCCCAUCCCCUGUGUUAAUGCUGUGGAUAGUGAGCUGUGCCCAACCAACUACAAGUACGUCUCUCAGAACUGCGUGACGUCCCCCAUGAACAUUGACAGAAACAUCACUCAUCUGCAGUACUGCGUGUGUGUGGAUGAUUGUUCCUCCAGCACCUGCAUGUGUGGCCAGCUCAGCAUGCGCUGUUGGUACGAUAAGGACGGCCGACUCCUGCCUGAGUUUAAUAUGGCAGAGCCACCCUUGAUCUUCGAGUGCAAUCAUGCCUGCUCCUGCUGGAGGAAUUGCCGCAAUCGUGUGGUGCAGAACGGGCUCAGGGCAAGGCUGCAGCUUUAUCGGACACAGGACAUGGGCUGGGGUGUGCGGUCCUUGCAGGAUAUCCCACUGGGUACCUUUGUCUGCGAGUAUGUUGGGGAGCUGAUUUCCGACUCUGAAGCUGAUGUUCGGGAAGAAGACUCCUACCUCUUUGAUCUUGACAAUAAGGAUGGAGAGGUAUACUGCAUUGACGCUCGGUUCUAUGGGAACGUCAGCCGGUUCAUAAACCACCACUGCGAACCCAACCUUGUGCCUGUGCGUGUGUUCAUGUCUCACCAGGACCUGCGGUUUCCCAGGAUUGCCUUCUUCAGUACCCGCCUGAUCCAGGCUGGGGAGCAGCUGGGGUUUGACUACGGGGAACGUUUCUGGGAUGUCAAGGGCAAGCUCUUCAGUUGCCGGUGUGGGUCCUCCAAGUGCCGGCACUCAAGCGCAGCCCUGGCCCAGCGACAGGCCAGUGCAGCCCAGGAAGCCCAGGAGAACGGCCUUCCGGACACCAGCUCUGCAGCUGCUGCUGACCCCCUAUGAGUUGCCAGUGGGGCCAGCAGGACACUGGGAAUCAGAUUCUGUGACUGCAGUUUAGAGAGGAGGAGGAGGAGGAUCUGCACAUGACAUCCAAGAGGAACUGGAGGUGUGGACACCUCCCAGGAAUGAUCUGGGCCUGAGGCCUUGUGGCUGACCCAUUGUUCAGGCUGGACCACACCUCUGAUCAUGCGCCUCAGAGACCUGGGGCUCCAUGUUACAUACCUUGUGAGUUCCUGGUGGUAGCUGUCGCUGCAGUGCUUCCCAUUUCUCCUGGUCUCUGAGGCCUUUGCUCCACCACCAGAUUUGUCUGUGUACUGUCUGGCCAGGCUCCUAUGUGGCACUCACCAAGGCCACCAUCACCCACAAGCUGCUCCGUUAGACCUGCUACCCACGGCCUGUGUGCUGGCGCCGGCUCCCUGGUGCCGCUGGAGGACGCUAGCUCCCUCAUGGCCUUGGAGAGGUCACCCACCUGCCAUUUGCUUUGGUGAAAAUGUGGGUUUGCUUUUUAAAGAAAUCUUAUAUCUAGUCCUAUAUAUCAAGGCUCUUACUGGUGUUUCUUUGCGAGGAAGCAGGUUGGUGGAUGCAGGCAGACCCUGCACCAGCCCCAGCCAGUUCCGUUGAUGCAGCAGGCACCUUCUGUUGAUUUCUAAGCCACAUGCUAUGAUGAUGAAUAAACUGGUUUGUUUUCUACCAUUACCUAACAUUAGGACAAACAAAGAAUAAAAACACAAAACAUAGACAACGGUGCUGAAUCUGGUGUGGUUUCUACUCACCACGUGAAAAUAAACUAUCAACUGUAAAAAGAGAACAAAGUGAUUUUAGAAUAAAACACAAGAAAAUCUUUUUUAAAAUGUUAGUCUUGUAGUGUGAAUAAACUUGCCAUCACCUUUUGUGUGAUGGCCUGGCA